AAUGAUGGACGACGAAUCGAUAUCAAAUGCUAAUCCUGUACGGAUUAUGACUCCUCAAAGUAAAGGAACUUUCAACGUUCCAAGACCGUCUAUUUUCCCUGGACUAAACUUUCCUAGAAUUAACGUUACCAACUGGCAUUUAAGGAACGAGAUGCUGGCACUCCAUGCUGCGAGAAUGGCCCAGAUGACUGCUAUGACAAGAAAUUCAACAAACCAUGAUCUCCAACCGCCAAUAGUUCAUACAUCCUCGGGUAAAAAACUCUUCCAGUGCCCUCAAUGCCAAUACGUAACGGAUAGAAAGAACAAUUUAAAAAGGCAUAUAUCAACAAUGCAUCACGAAUGUGAUAAAAUACUGGAGUGUUGUGAAAUCUUAUUCAAGAAUAAGGCCGAUUUACGAGAUCACGUUAAUAAUUAUCAUAGAGCUGGUUACAAAUGUGGUACAUGUGGCAGAAAUUUCUGCCGGAAAGCUCUAUUAAAACGCCAUCUCCUUGUUCAUAAUUCUCAUACUGGCAUAUCUCCUAUACGUUCUUUAGAUAUACGAAGUAUCCCACCACUAUCUAUACCCUAUCCUAUGAUUAAUUACAUGCAAAUUAGUCAACCGUCUCUUACUUCACCGGAAAAGUCACCAGAAAAACCAAAGAAUGAUUCAACAAAAACGCCUCUAAAAUUCGGUAUGGACUUUAUAUUAGGAAAGGAAGAGAGCACAACUACGAAAGAAAAACAUGAUUAAUCGGACAAAAAUAAAGAUUCAGAAAGAGAAUGAGAACGAGAGAUAUAUAGACUUUAUAGACAGAAAGAGAAAGAGACGUGCAAGGAAAAGUAGGUCGAUCUAUUCAAUUUUUGAUUUGGAAGUUAUGAUAAAGGAAUAUAAAAAAAACCGUACAGAAUAAUUUAUGCCUUUUUAAAAGCUUAUUUAUUGUUAUUGUUCAAGUGUGC
This is a messenger RNA of Dimorphilus gyrociliatus, 936 nucleotides long. The record is from the annotation of a GenBank genome assembly. Lineage: Eukaryota; Metazoa; Annelida; Polychaeta; Dinophilidae.